Mesocestoides corti is the source of this 270-nucleotide messenger RNA. The record is from the annotation of a GenBank genome assembly. NCBI's taxonomy places the organism in Eukaryota, Metazoa, Platyhelminthes, Cestoda, Cyclophyllidea, Mesocestoididae.
AUGAGCGACUACAAGGCCAUUGUUAAGAAUGCUGACAUGUCUGAGGAAAUGCAACAGGCAGCCGCUGACCGCGCCAAAGAGGCCAUGGAGCAGUUCAGCAUUGAGAAGGACAUAGCCGCUUACAUAAAGAAGGCCUUCGACAAGGACUACUCUCCAACCUGGCACUGCAUUGUUGGCCGCAACUUCGGCAGCUACGUGACCCACGAGUCGAAGAACUUCAUCUACUUCUACAUGGGCCAGGUCGCAAUCCUCCUCUUCAAAUCGGGCUAA